Clupea harengus (Atlantic herring) is the source of this 2721-nucleotide messenger RNA. RefSeq names its product solute carrier family 35 member B4 (gene slc35b4). Gene Ontology annotation, cellular component: endoplasmic reticulum membrane; Golgi membrane. NCBI's taxonomy places the organism in Eukaryota, Metazoa, Chordata, Actinopteri, Clupeiformes, Clupeidae. Gene Ontology annotation, molecular function: UDP-xylose transmembrane transporter activity; UDP-N-acetylglucosamine transmembrane transporter activity. The record is from RefSeq and is a predicted model, not a curated record. Gene Ontology annotation, biological process: UDP-N-acetylglucosamine transmembrane transport.
AAGAAAGAGAUCGCUCGACGUAGCAUACACAUACACUUCUACUCUGUCAAACAGUCCGUGAGCGGUACUUAUAGAUGUUGUAUUCGGUGCCUCGCUAAUUUGAUGAUACACUCAUAUGGUUAUGCGUAAAUGAUAAACAUGAAUUCAGCAUUUGCAAUCCUUUUGGUUUUCGUUGGGUGCUGCAGUAACGUCGUAUUUUUGGAACUUUUAGUAAGAGACUUCCCAGGAUGUGGAAACAUUGUCACUUUCGCUCAGUUUGCAUUCAUUGCCUUAGAAGGGUUCAUCUUUGAAACGAAUUUUGGAAGAAAGAAACCUGCAAUCCCUAUCAGAAAUUAUGUUAUUAUGGUGACCAUGUUCUUCACCGUCAGCGUCAUUAACAAUUACGCCCUCAACUUCAACAUUGCCAUGCCCCUUCACAUGAUUUUCAGAUCUGGUUCUUUGAUAGCCAACAUGAUUCUUGGAAUCAUAAUUCUGAAAAAAAGAUAUACAGCAAGUAAAUACAUUUCAAUUGCUUUGGUGUCUGUGGGAAUCUUUAUCUGUACCAUCAUGUCUGCUAAACAAGUGAAUAUAGCGACAGGCACUACAGAGGAUGAAAGCACAUAUGCUUUUAUGCGCUGGCUUUUGGGCAUUGCUAUGUUGACCUUUGCCUUGGUCAUGUCUGCUCGGAUGGGGAUUUUCCAGGAGACACUGUAUAAGGAGUAUGGAAAGCACUCCAAAGAGGCCCUUUUCUAUAAUCAUUGCCUUCCAUUACCAGGAUUCUUGCUCUUAUCUACAGACAUCUACAACCACUGUCUACUCUUCAAUCAAAGUGCUCCUGUGGACGUCCCCGUGAUUGAACAAGCUGUUCCAGUGAUGUGGUUGUAUCUGCUGAUGAAUGUCAUAACUCAAUAUGUGUGCAUUCGGGGAGUGUUCAUCCUGACCACAGAGUGUGCCUCACUCACAGUUACGCUGGUGGUAACGCUACGGAAGUUCCUCAGUCUCAUCAUCUCCAUCUUGUACUUCCAGAACCCCUUCACUGCCUGGCACUGGGUGGGCACAGCAGUGGUAUUUCUGGGUACACUUAUCUACACAGAGGUCUGGACAAGUGUCCGGACUGCCCUCAGAAGCGACAAACCACCAAAGAAGGCAGACUAACGGAUAAAUGAGCACUCCUCCUCUGAAAAUAGUUUUGUGACUCCUCCCCUGGAUCGUCUGGAUGGAUGGACCUGCCUGAAUGUGCAGGCAUAGCCCUCAUUGGCACAGACCAUUGACAUUUUUCUGCCGUGGAAAUCUUUGGACCGUGGAUUAAAGGAUAAUGGCGAUGGCCUGUGUCAUUUGAUGUAAUGAAAAUAGUUUUACAAACAAUACAAACAUACUUUCUUAUGCUCAGUAACAAUGCUAAAAAGGGAAAUGUGGCAGGGGAAUAAUUCACCAAAGAACAUAGAAUUUGAUCUAAAAUUGAAAUCUGCUGAUGGCGUACAUGACGUCAUAAUUCAACUAACUGAAGAUGCUUAUUGGAUAGCUAUGGCAUUUCCAAGAGGUUACACCUCUCUGCUGCUGUUUGGUUUUCUGACACUGGUCUUGAAAAUCUCAAUCUCUGGGACUGUUCUUAACUUUUGUUCAAGGUAAUUUUAAUGUCUCUGUAUCUGUGCUUAACAACCUCGUAGGAAGAUGACUUUUUGAGAAGAUGAUAGCAUAGGUCAGACACCAUUACGAAGAGGUGUACAACUUUACGUAGCGUUUGUGAAGGUACAGAUUUGUGGAACAGAUUUUUCCUGUAUGACACACUGGUAACCAUGUAAACAACACAUUUGUUUGAGUUUGUCAAGACGUAAUACGAGCUAGCUAAGUGAGUUUACAAAUUGGUUUUAAGAUAUUGUCUGAGCACAGUCUUGAUGUAGCACUCCAUUACUUAAAUAAGAAUUACUGUAUAGAUGCAGUGAAGACUAAUCUUGAAUUUUUGUAUUAGUUUUUAUUUUAUGUCCAGCACUUUUUCUACAUAGAUCCAUAAGCAAUUCUAAAAAGAAAUAUAUGUUCUGUGUAUAUAAGAUCACUUUUGAAGCCGAAACAGAAGCAAGGGAUAUGUGUCUGCCAUAUACUGUAUCUGCAUAAGACCAUGAUUUUUACAUUGUGAAAUCAGAAUCAGAUGUCCGUAGACAGGAAUUAACAAUUUGUGCUAUUUCAUGUAUCCACUACUUCAACAGCUACACUCUGCAGGAAAUAUGAUAUACAGUUGUGGUCGGAGGUUUGCAUAAACUCAUAAUGGACAUGAAUGUCAUAGAAAUAUUGGGCUUGCAGUGAUUUCUUUGAACGGUUCUUUUUCUGGGGCAGAAUGAUUGUACAACAUACAUCUUAGAUAGAAAUAAUGUACUUGGUAAGGGACAUUUAAACAAAUAUUAGCUGUGAUUUAUGUAUCAUUUUCACUUUGUGUUGAUUUCAGAAAACCCCAAAUACAUAAAAAAAACUGUUAAAACAAAUGUUUUUUCUUCUAUUAAAGAUGUAUAUUGUAAAAUAAUUCUACCCCACACAAAAAACAGUUCAAAGAAUUCAUCGAAAGCCCUGUAUUGCCAUGACAAUCAUGUUCAUGACGAAUUAAUGUAAAACUUCCAACCAUGUAUGUAUGGGUGACGUAGUCCCCCCCCCGAACUAGACUUUUUAAAAUCAGAACAUUUACUGUGAUUCAUCUGUGUUUAUUUGGGAAUAUGGGAUGCUGACAAAAUAAAUCAGAAAAUACACUACUAA